Messenger RNA from Drosophila mauritiana, 1444 nucleotides. Its product is annotated as glycoprotein-N-acetylgalactosamine 3-beta-galactosyltransferase 1. NCBI's taxonomy places the organism in Eukaryota, Metazoa, Arthropoda, Insecta, Diptera, Drosophilidae. Gene Ontology annotation, cellular component: membrane. The record is from RefSeq and is a predicted model, not a curated record. Bases 91 to 1431 code for a protein of 446 amino acids. The transcript is spliced from 3 exons. Gene Ontology annotation, molecular function: N-acetylgalactosaminide beta-1,3-galactosyltransferase activity.
GACAAUAAUUGGACACAUAACCCACUUCUUGUUUGCACAAGUGAACCAUUCUGUGUUCCCAGUUGAAAGGGAAACCCCAAUAGGUACAGAAUGACGAGUGCGAGUCUUUUGUCGCGUUCCCUGCUAACAGAAGCUCCGCGCUCCAAGAAUCGCUCGGUGUUUACCCUGAUUGUAGGCUUGGUGGCCGGCUACUGCCUGUCUCAAAUCUUCUCCAGCAUUGCGCCGCACGAGAGUCUUUAUCCGUAUCUCAGCAGACGCCUUCGCCUGCCGAGCGAUUCCCAGGGGGCCACCAGUGGUCAAUUGGCUCCGGAGCAGAGCGCGUUGAAGCAUGAUCAUCGCAACGACAACGUCAGCGUGGCCGAGCAACUCAAGAAGGAGGUACGCAUCCUCUGCUGGGUGAUGACCAAUCCAACGAACCACAAGAAGAAGGCUCGCCAUGUGAAGCGCACCUGGGGCAAGCGCUGCAACAUCCUGCUCUUCAUGAGCUCCGGCGCGGAUGAGGAGCUGCCCACCGUGAAGCUCGACGUGGGCGAGGGACGGGAGAAUCUGUGGGCCAAGGUCAAGGAGGCGUUCAAGUAUGUCUAUCAUCACCACUACAACGACGCCGACUUCUUCUACAAGGCCGAUGACGACACUUACGCCGUGAUCGAGAAUAUGCGGUAUAUGCUCUAUCCGUACAAUCCCGAAACACCCGUGCACUUCGGUUUCAAGUUCAAGCCCUUCGUGAAGCAGGGCUACAUGUCCGGCGGAGCGGGCUACAUACUCAGUCGGGAGGCACUGCGUCGCUUCGUGGUCGAGGGCAUUCCCAAUCCCAAGAUGUGCUUGCCGGGCACGGUGGUCAACGAGGACAUCGAAAUCGGGCGAUGCAUGGAGAACCUGAACGUCACCGCCGGCGAUUCCAGGGACGAAAUCGGUCGCGGUCGCAUGUUUCCCUUCAUACCGGAGCAUCACUUGAUCCCGGCCAAGUGGGAUAAAAACUUUUGGUACUGGAACUACCUUUACUACAAGACGGAUGACGGUCUCGACUGCUGCUCGGACUUGGCCAUCUCCUUCCACUAUGUAGCUCCGAACUCCUUCUAUGUCCUGGACUACCUCAUCUACCACUUGAAGCCCUACGGCCUACUGCGUUCCCUGGAGCCUCUGCCGGCUAAACUCAAAGUUGGUCAGUUGCUACCGCCUCCCGUGGUGCGUCCCCUGGCCAGUAACGAGGAUUCCGCCGAUGAUUACGACAGAAUCUAUACGACCACGACCGAAAAGCCAAAGGAGCCCGAUGCGCGGGAAAUGGACUCCAAGGAGGUGGAAAAGGAGGAGGCCAAAUACAGGGAAAAGCUUUCAAAGGAGGCCGAGGAACGCGAAGACAAUGAUUCGGAGUACACUGAAGAGGAAACGGAUAAGCAUUCCAAAUCCAAGGAAACAUCGAAGGAAAAUUAACAUGUAUUGAGUU